Staurois parvus is the source of this 341-nucleotide messenger RNA. NCBI's taxonomy places the organism in Eukaryota, Metazoa, Chordata, Amphibia, Anura, Ranidae. The record is from the annotation of a GenBank genome assembly.
UCAUGCUGCUGCCAGGUCCAGAGUGUGUCAUGGGUCCCUGUACGGCCUCCCAUUGCUGCUGUCUCCAUCGCCACACUCUGCCAUGUGCCACUUUCAGGUCUCCUCACACUGCUGGGUGGGUUCCAUUUUGUCAUAGGGUGCUGGCAGAUUACGGGCCUCCCAUUGCUGCUGCCAGGCCCGUAAUCUGCCAUGGGCCCCCGUACCGACUCCUCAUGCUGCUGCCAGGUCCAGAGUGUGUCAUGGGUCCCUGUACGGCCUCCCAUUGCUGCUGUCUCCAUCGCCACACUCUGCCAUGUGCCACUUUCAGGUCUCCUCACACUGCUGGUGGGUUCCAUUUUGUC